Penicillium cinerascens is the source of this 4467-nucleotide messenger RNA. RefSeq lists its product as uncharacterized. The transcript is spliced from 5 exons. The record is from RefSeq and is a predicted model, not a curated record. Gene Ontology annotation, molecular function: ATP binding; ABC-type transporter activity; ATP hydrolysis activity. Gene Ontology annotation, cellular component: membrane. NCBI's taxonomy places the organism in Eukaryota, Fungi, Ascomycota, Eurotiomycetes, Eurotiales, Aspergillaceae. Gene Ontology annotation, biological process: transmembrane transport. The coding region runs from base 1 to 4467 and encodes 1488 amino acids.
AUGUUGAACUCGUCUUCAGCAUGUUCGAAUGACUACACUUUUGGUCCUGCAGUAGUUGGCUGUCGAGAUGACUUCGAUUUUACUGUGACUUUUGAGCAGACAAUACUUUCAAUUGCUCCUUCCGUUUGCUUCAUUAUCCUUGCAUCUCUGAGAAUUCUCCAUCUGAGUCGGAAGCGGACUGUGCUGGCUGCACGUCAAUUCCAAUCAUUGAAACUUGGGGCAAUCACGUUGUACGCAGGACUGCAAAUCGCUCUGCUAGUUUUCGCUGCGCAAGCGCCCACCAGCACGCGACCAACCUCCGUUGCCUCUGCUACCCUUGCUGUCUUGGAUUCAAUUUUGUUUUUCGGCUUGUCCGCGCUCGAGCACGCGAGGUCACUAAGAGCGUCAAUCUUAUUCAAUAGUUAUCUGCUAUUAACGCUGCUUUUCAACACGGCCGAAUGCCGAACCCUAUGGCUUCAAUCAACCCAUCCGGUGAUCGCGUCGGUAUUCACAGCUGGCUUAGGAGUCAAGAUUACCAUUCUGCUCCUAGAGGCCCAGGGAAAGCAACGCUGGAUCCCAGACAGCCAGCUCAGCCCCGAAAAAACGAGUGGUAUUUUCAGUCUAAGCUUUUUCUUCUGGCUGAACUUCCUGGUUGUGGGCGGAUACCGCAAGAUCCUAUCCACUGCAGACCUGUAUGUACUCGAUGACAGCCUAACAGCAGAAGCGCACGAAAGACCUUUCCAGCAAAACUGGCUACGACAUUCUUCUCAUCGCUAUCCUCUGCUUCGAUCACUCUUUGCUACGCUCAAAUGGUCGUUUCUAGCCCCGGUUUUCCCCCGAAUCGCUGCAGGUGCUUUUUUUUUUUGCCAGCCUUUCUUCAUCAACCGCAUUGUCAGCUAUCUCCAAGUCGGUCGCGACGAGAGGUCGCAUAACGUGGGAUAUGGCUUGAUCGGGGCCGCUGCGCUCAUCUAUACGGGAAUCACCGUUUCAAAUGCACUCUACUCGUAUUUGUACAAGCGAGUCUUGAGUAUGCUCCGCGCAUGUCUUGUCACGGCGAUCUACUCCAGCACAGCCUCCCUCUCAGCAAAUGACCAGGACAACUCUGCUGCUGUAACACUAAUGAACUCAGACGUCAAUUACAUCCAGAUGGGAUUUGAAAAUGUACACGAGUGCUGGGCAAAUCUCAUUGAAGUUACUAUCGCUUGCUGGCUGCUGGAGAGGCAGCUCGGCGUGGCAUUUGUGGCUCCUCUUGCAGUUGUUGUUAUAUGUGCUGCAGCCUCAUUUGGCAUAGGGAAGUUUACUGGGAAACGCAUGGGUUUGGUCAUGAAGAUGGUCCAACGGCGUGUUGGAUUGACAGCAAACGUGAUUUGUAACAUGACUUCUCUGAAGUUAGCGGGUCUGGCGGACCCAGUUGAACGUAUUAUUCAACGCUAUCGCGAGGAUGAAGUGAAUGCCCAAAAGAGAUUUCGACUUCUGACAUCCUUCUCUACGGUGAUCGCCUUCGCACCACUUCUACUCUCGCCAGUGGUUGCAUUCGGCGCUACCGGAGAAGCACUGACCGUUAGCCGAGUCUUCACUUCGCUUGCAUAUAUUCAGUUACUUUGCAACCCCUUGACAAAGCUUUUCCAGACCAUCCCUCAGAUUGUGGCAUCAAGGGCCUGUCUGAAGCGCGUCGAAAAAUUCUUGUUAUCGAAUUUGACCGGAGAUCGACCGGGUUCUCUCAACCUCCAAGAUGCAUUAGAAUGCGAUGUCGACACCACGCCAGAAAAGGCAACACAGGGGACCGCUUAUUCCUCUGAUGCUUCAACUUACAAAUCUAAGGAGCUGGGCUGGGAAGCUGGGAAGAUUGUGCUUAGAGACAUCGAGCUUGACAUACCUCGCUCAAAACUGACAAUGAUUGUCGGCCCAGUUGCUUCUGGGAAGAGCACACUGUGCAAGGCUUUGCUGGGCGAAGUACCCUUCGCUGAUGAAUCAGUCAGUAUUGCUCGAGACUUCAGUCGCAUUUCCUAUUGUGACCAGGAUCCGUUCUUGAUUGAUGGCACGAUUCGCCAGAACAUCAUCGGGUUUGGCGCUGCCAAUGAAGCUUGGUACCAGAAGAUUCUACAGGCAACCGCUCUGGUUGAAGAUAUCGCAACAUUUGCUGAUGGGGAUAAAUCUAUGGUUGGCACCAACGGUAUCACAUUGAGUGGUGGGCAGCGUCAACGGGUGGCACUAGCCAGAGCUCUUUUCUGUCGCCCUGAGAUUGCCAUAUUAGAUGAUAUCCUCAGGGGUCUGGACCUGAAGACUGAGGAGCACAUCAGUCAUUGUGUGUUUGGGCCAGAUGGACUAUUGCAACAAAUUGGAGCGACAUUGAUUCUCUGUACUCAUUCUACGCGGCAGCUUCAUCUUGCGGAUCAUAUCAUCGCCCUUGGUAAUCGGACUGUUGUGGAGCAAGGCUCCUUUCAAGAACUGAUGGCAAGAGGUGGUUAUGUGCAAAGCCUAGGGGCUGAAGAGACUCGAAAGCCGCCUAGAAAGCCGCCCCAGGGUACGAAUGCAAGUACAAGCCCUGUCUCCCCAUCUCCAAGGGAGUCAAAAGAAGAAAUGGAGAAUCAAGCUCGGCAAUUGGGAGAAUUUGCAGUAUACAAGUUCUAUUUCUCCCAUUUCAAGUCCAGCAUUUUCUUGAUGUACGCUAUCUCUGGCUUAAUAUGUGCAUUCCUCUUCAACUUCAACACCGUGUGGCUUGAAUUUUGGUCAGUGUCUGUGGAAAAUGGAGAAUACCGAUUCCCGUUUUAUCUUGGCAUCUACAUCUUGAUUCAAGUCGCUUGUCUUAUGCUCUUCUUUGUUUUCUUCGGCCUGGGAGGAAUAGUGAUGACACCCAGCGCAGAAUUGCUUUUGCACCUUCGUGCAUUGAAAACUCUCAUGACAGCCCCGUUAGCAUUCUUCACAUCUGUGGAUAUCGGUGUCACCACGAACCAUUUCUCACAGGAUAUCAUGCUGGUCGACGAGGAUCUGUCAAGAUCGCUUUCGAGCACCAUCGCCACAGGUUUUGUUGUCCUGGGACAAGCAGCUGUUAUUGAAGCUUCGUCGCCGUAUGUCGUGAUUGGAUAUCCUGUUUUGGCUGGCCUGCUAUACAUCAUUCAGAAGGUGUAUCUACGCACUUCAAGGCAACUUCGAUUUCUUGAGAUAGAAGCAAAGGCUCCAUUAUACAAACAUUUCCUCGAGACAUUGAGUGGGGUAGUGACAAUCCGCGCGUUUGGCUGGGUGAAGGAAAACAUCGCUCUGAACAACCGCCUGUUGAAUGAAUCCCAAAGAUCUGCGUACCUUCUUGCCAUGAUCCAGCAGUGGCUGACCACCGUUCUCAACAUGGCAGUUGCAAUCAUAGCCAUUAUCUUCUCCGCGUUAGCUACGCAGCUUGACAUUAGUGGACCAGGAUUCACCGCUGUUGGUCUGGUCAGUAUCAUGUCUUUCGGAUCCAUGCUCGCCAACCUUGUCCGGAUCUUUACACAGCUUGAACUUGCAACCGGUGCCUUGAGUCGGCUAAAGCAUUUCAGCGAAGAUGUUCCCAGAGAGAAGGGUGAUGGAUCAGCCGGCCCGAUUCCUCUAGAGUGGCCGUCUCAAGGGAAUAUCGAGAUGUGCAACGUCUCUGCUGCUUAUCAAACUUCUGUUAACGCAUUGAUCAAGGAUUCUAGUGGAUUAACCAAAGAUUUCCAGGCACCCCAGAGUCUGGCUUUGCGAGGAAUCUCAUUGUCCAUUACAUCUGGCGAGAAAAUCGCUAUCUGCGGCAGGACCGGCAGUGGCAAAUCAUCCUUAGUCCUCUUAAUUGGAAGACUCCUCAAUCCAACCCCAGAAUCUGGUGAUACCCUCAUUGACAACAUCCCCCACACCCAUAUCCCACAUUCUCUCAUCCGCGAACGCAUCAUCACCCUACCUCAAACCCCCUUCUUCCUCGCAGACGGCAGCACGAUCAAAGAAAACCUGGAACUCAACCUCUCCCCACCAGCCAGCGAAAGCCAAGAAAAAGAAGAAGAAGAAGAAGAAGAAGCACGCCGUGUCCUCGAAGCAGUAGGUUUGAAAGAGUUAAUCGAGGAAAAGGGCGGAUUAACCUCCGAGCUGAAAGCUAAAUCCCUAAGCAAUGGCCAGAAACAACUUUUCUGUCUCGCGAGGGCGGUUCUUCGCAAGCGCACUCGUGAUAGAUUACUGACAGAGACUCACGCCAAGCGUGACCCCCAGUUGGAGGGAGUGGCCUCUGUAGCGAACGGCGGUAUUCUCAUCUUGGACGAAUUCAAUGCUGGUGUUGAUGACAAGACGGAUGAGAUGAUGCAGGCUGUUAUUUGUCGUGAGUUCGCGAGGUAUACUGUGCUUUGUGUUGCGCAUAAAUUGGAUACGAUUAUGGAUUAUGAUCGGGUGGUUGUUAUGGAGAAAGGAGAGAUGGUUGAGGUAGGCAACCCUAAGGAAUUGUAUGGGCAGAUGGGGAGCAAAUUUCGUGGUCUUUGGCGUGCAGGUGAAUGA